CUUCCCAUCUGUAGUGUUUAUGCGUGUGUGUGUGUGAGGGUAGCGCUCUGCUCCGGCCGUGAGUUUGGAUUAUCGUGUUAUGGGUGACUGCACCAUCUGUUAUUCCUGCCCUGGAAGAGCUUUUUCCACGAAAAAACAAGCUUUCUGAAAUCUGUAGAGAAGUUCUGGAAAUGGCUGUGAAGCGUGAAGCGACGCGGAAUCCAUCGACGGCUAAACGGCUUCCCUGGGUUUCGCUGACGUCCCUAUCGCUUCACUGAAGAUGGACACACUGGAGUCGGAGUUGACUUGCCCAAUCUGUCUGGAGCUUUUCGAGGAUCCUCUACUGCUGCCUUGCGCCCACAGCCUGUGCUUCAACUGCGCCCACCGCAUUCUGGUGUCCCACUGUCCCUCGUUCGACGAGUCCAGCAAACCGUUCUCUGCCUUCCAGUGUCCCACCUGUCGCUAUGUCAUCACCCUCGACCAGCAGGGUCUAGACGGUCUCAAGCGCAACGUCACUUUGCAGAACAUCAUCGACCGCUUCCAGAAGGCCUCUCUGAGCGGCCCGAACUCGCCGACCGAGACGCGCCGCUGCAGCCGCGAUCCGUUCCCCUCGGUGGCGGUGGAUGACGGCAGGGUCAUGAGUUCACCGAGCGAAGCCGUCCAGUGCCAGUUCUGCGAGCAGGACCCGCCGCAGGAGGCGGUGAAGACCUGCGUCACCUGCGAGGUUUCGUACUGUCAGGAAUGCCUGCGUGCGACUCACCCUAACAAGAAGCCCUUUACGGGACACCGGCUCACGGAGCCUGUACCGGACUCGCGGCUCCGAGGACUGGCCUGUCCUGAACACGGAGAGGAGAAGGUCAACAUGUACUGCGUGACGGACGACCAGCUGAUUUGCUCGCUGUGCAAACUGGUCGGGCAUCACCGUGAACACCAGGUGGCAGCACUGGGAGAGCGAUUCGACAAGCUGAAGCAAAUGUUGGAUUCCAACCUCAGCAAUCUGAUCAAGAGGAACAGUGAGCUGGAGAACCUGAUGGCCAAGCUGAUCCAGACGUGUCAACAUGUGGAGCACAAUGCAGCUCACCAGGAGAGCAAACUGACAGAAGAGUGCGACACACUGAUAAACAUCGUACAGCAGAGAAGACAAACCAUCGGCACCAAGAUCAAAGAAGGAAAGGUGGUCCGCUUGAGAAAGCUCGCUCAGCAGAUCUCUAACUGUAAGCAGUUCGUGGAGAGAUCGUCCUCGCUCAUCGCUCAGGCCGAUCAGGUGCUGAAAGAGACGGAUCACGCUCGAUUCCUGCAGACCGCGAAGAGCGUCUCAGAGCGAGUGUCGAUGGCCACAGCGUCCUCACAGAUCCUGAUCCCAGAGAUCAACCUCAACGACGCGUUCGACGCGUUCGCACUGGACUUCUCCAGAGAGAAGAAGAUGCUGGAGGGUCUGGAUUACCUCACGGCUCCGAACGCUCCCAACAUCCGCGAGGAGCUGUGCACUGCGUCUCACGACACCAUCACAGUGCACUGGACAUCAGAGGACGAGUUCAGCGUGGUUUCAUACGAGCUGCAGUACACCAUCUCCACCGGACAGACCAACGUCGUCAGUGAGUGACCGAGCCCAGACGCGCUCCAGAUGACCG
Messenger RNA from Cyprinus carpio (common carp), 1610 nucleotides. Its product is annotated as E3 ubiquitin-protein ligase Midline-1-like. Bases 260 to 1582 code for a protein of 440 amino acids. Lineage: Eukaryota; Metazoa; Chordata; Actinopteri; Cypriniformes; Cyprinidae. Gene Ontology annotation, molecular function: zinc ion binding. The record is from RefSeq and is a predicted model, not a curated record. The transcript is spliced from 7 exons.